UUCGGAGGCCCUGCGAACAUGGCGCUGGCAGUGGCCCGGAGCGUGUGCGCCGCAGCCUGCAGCCUGCGCACAGUCCCGGUGCCGUCCGCGCCCUGCCUGACUCGGCCCUGGCGGCUGCGGGCCGGCGCCGUGCGGACCCUGCGCACCGGAGCGACUGCGCUCGCGGUGCGUAAAUUCACAGAGAAACAUGAGUGGGUAACAACAGAAAAUGGUGCUGGAACAGUGGGAAUCAGCAGCCUUGCACAGGAAGCUUUGGGAGAUGUUGUUUACUGUAGUCUGCCUGAAGUUGGGACGAAGUUGAAAAAGCAUGAUGAGUUUGGUGCUUUGGAAAGCGUGAAAGCUGCCGGUGAACUCCGCUCUCCUCUAUCAGAAGUCACUGAGAUUAAUGAAGCACUUGCAGAAAACCCAGGGCCCGCCAACAAACCUUGUUAUGAAGACGGCUGGCUGAUCAAGACGACAGUGAGUGACCCUUCCGAGCGAGAUGAGCUCAUGAGCGAAGGAGCGUGUGAGAGAGAGUGA
Messenger RNA from Octodon degus (degu), 519 nucleotides. Its product is annotated as glycine cleavage system H protein, mitochondrial-like. Gene Ontology annotation, cellular component: cytoplasm; mitochondrion; glycine cleavage complex. The record is from RefSeq and is a predicted model, not a curated record. The transcript has a single exon. The coding region runs from base 19 to 519 and encodes 166 amino acids. NCBI's taxonomy places the organism in Eukaryota, Metazoa, Chordata, Mammalia, Rodentia, Octodontidae. Gene Ontology annotation, biological process: glycine decarboxylation via glycine cleavage system; protein lipoylation.